AUGGAGAAAGGCCAUGGCAAAGGCGGCGCCCAUAUCUUGAUCAUCCCAUUCCCAGCUGCGGGCCAUCUUCUUCCCCAUUUGGACCUAACCAACCAGCUCCUCCUCCGUGGCCUGACAGCGACUGUCGUAGUCACACCUGAAAUGCUUCAUUAUCUUAACACUAUUCUUUCUUUACACUCUCCCAACAUUCAACCGCUAGUCCUUCCUUUCCCAACUCACUCCCCCAUCCUUGUCGGAGUUGAGAACAUUGAAAAUGUCACCAUACACUUGCUUCCCCACAUGGUGACUGCUUUUAGUGAACUUCAUGAUCCUUUGGUUGACUGGUUUCGGAGUCACCCGUCGCCUCCAGUGGCUAUUAUCACUGAUUUGUUCCUUUGUUGUUGGGUCAAUAAGCUAGCGUCUCAUCUCAACAUCCCCAACAUUGGGUUCAGUGCUCUUAACGCAAAUACAGUGUUGUCAUGGUUUAUAUAUGGUAAAGACCCUGCUGUUAGCUUGCCUGGAGAGAUUUUUAUUGGGUGUAUGCAGAGCUGGGGGAUCAUCUUCAACACGUUUAGAGAAUUGGAUGGUGAAAAAAUGAAUUUCAUCAAGGAAGAUUUCAUCAAACACGAUAGGCUUUGGGCCGUGGGGCCUUUGCCACGGAUCAAUAAAGCUCCGAACAUGGUACAUAGUGAGAAAGAUCAGAGACCAAGUUCCACUCUCCAUGAUCAAGUAAUAGCAUGGCUUGACUCUUGUGAUGUUGAUAAGUCUGUUGUUUAUGUGGGGUUCGGAACUCAAAUCAGCUUGAGCAACGAGCAAAUGGAGGCAGUGGCCUCCGCAUUGGAGACGAGUGGAGUCCGUUUCAUUUGGACUGUCAAGAUUCCAUCGAACGGGGACAACCAAAGCCUGGUUAUUCCCAAAGGGUUUGAAGAUCGAGUGGCUGGGAGGGGGCUGGUAAUCAAAGGUUGGGCACCUCAAGUUGCGAUCCUGGGACAUCGUGCGGUUGGUUCUUACUUGACUCAUUGCGGAUGGAACUCAACCCUGGAAGGGAUCCUUGGUGGAGUACUGUUGCUUGCUUGGCCAAUGCAAGCUGACCACUUUAACAACACCAAGCUACUUGUCGAUGAAUUAGGAGCUGCAAUCAAAGUUUGUGAGGGUUUAGAGACUGUCCCUGAUGCAACCAAACUGGCUCAAAUCCUGGCUGAUUCGGUGAAAACAGCACGGCCAGAGAGAAUUCAAGCCAUGAAGUUGCAGCGAUCUGCCUUGGAUGCCAUCAAAGAAGGUGGGAGUUCCUAUAAAUCUCUUGAUGUACUGGCAGAAGAAUUAUCUUGCUUAAGUACUUAGUACAUGUACUUAGUACAACAAAAUAAAUCUAAAAGCAAAAAAAAAAAAAAAUCUAAUCCCUAGGAACUAUAGUUUCUUUCGG
Messenger RNA from Durio zibethinus, 1402 nucleotides. The record is from RefSeq and is a predicted model, not a curated record. Lineage: Eukaryota; Viridiplantae; Streptophyta; Magnoliopsida; Malvales; Malvaceae.